Dermochelys coriacea (leatherback sea turtle) is the source of this 5917-nucleotide messenger RNA. It is a transcript of the gene SPTY2D1, whose product is annotated as SPT2 chromatin protein domain containing 1. Lineage: Eukaryota; Metazoa; Chordata; Testudines; Dermochelyidae. The record is from RefSeq and is a predicted model, not a curated record. Gene Ontology annotation, molecular function: histone binding; DNA binding. Gene Ontology annotation, biological process: regulation of DNA-templated transcription; nucleosome assembly. Gene Ontology annotation, cellular component: nucleolus.
CGCAGCCGUCGGCUGUGGAGGGGCCGGAAGUGGUCGGGGAGUUGCAGCGGGAGUGAGGCCUCCUCAGCUGGGAGGUCUGGGGCCCGACUCGCCGCCGGCCCAUCGCUUCCCGGAGCCGCAGACAUGGAUUUCCGGGAGAUCCUGAUGGUGGCGUCUGAGCAGCAGGGGCUGAGCGCGGUGUCGAAAAACCUUAAGAAAUGUGACAAGAAUGUUGAAGUUGUACAACUAAGGAUUCACACUAUGGAAAGUCAAUUAAGUUAUGGUUUCAUAUGCUAGUUGUCCCUGUAAGCAAGACAUCAAGACUCUGGUCAAAGGAAAUUUCCGAAUGAACAUCAACGUCGAGAAAAGAUACAGUUUGGCAGUAGGCCCUCCCAAAAAAGAUCCAAAAGUCAAAGGUGUCCAUUCUGCAGCAGUGCAAGCUUUUCUGAGACGGAAAGAAGAAGAAAGUAGGGGAAAAGGUACCUGUUAAUGUUGUUCAGAAACUAGAAGCAAAAGGAAGAAGGAGGAACUUCUAGCUAAGCGUAUUGAAAUGAAACAUGACCGAAAAGCAAGAGCUAUGGCUUCACGGACAAAGGACAACUUUUAUGGCUAUAAUGGCAUUCCUAUUGAAGAGAAGCCGAAAAAGAGGCAGACUUGUGAAAGUGUUGAUCGAUGCACAGAUGCAGAAUAUAUGACAGAAGAUGAGGCAGAGCAAUUUGAAUAUAGUCAGACUGAAUCUGAGCAUGAACCAGAGGAAUAUGAAGAGAAACCAUCCAAAACUGCUGUGAAACCAAAGGCACCUCCCAAAAGUGCUCCUACCCCUAUGAACUUAGAUCUUCUAAGGCUCGCUGAAAAAAAACAGUAUGAACCAGUAGAAAUAAAAGUAGUGAAAAAGACAGAAGAAAGGCCAAGAACAGCAGAAGAAUUGAGAGAAGAAUUUUUGGACCGGAAAAACAAAAAAGGGGAAACCCAGAAAGAGAAAAAAAAACCUGAAAAAGAGAUUAAGAAUGUAACUGCAUCAAGUUCUUCAAUAAAGUGUUUUCUCACAAAGACUCUGGGAGGCCGGGAGAGUGCAGGGAUGGGCGGGACCAGGCGGCCGGGGAGCAGUGCAGGGAUGGGCAGGCUGCCCAGCAGUGCAGGGACGGGCGGGCCCGGGCGGCCGGGGAGCAGUGCGGGGACGGGCGGGCCCGGGCGGCCGGGGAGCAGUGCGGGGACGGGCGGGCCCGGGCGGCCGGGGAGCAGUGCGGGGACGGGCGGGCCCGGGCGGCCGGGGAGCAGUGCGGGGACGGGCGGGCCCGGGCGGCCGGGGAGCAGUGCGGGGACGGGCGGGCCCGGGCGGCCGGGGAGCAGUGCGGACGGGGGGCCCGGGCGGCCGGGGAGCACUGUCGGGACGGGCGGGCCCGGGCGGCCGGGGAGCACUGUCGGGACGGGCGGGCCCGGGCGGCCGGGGAGCACUGUCGGGACGCGGGCCGGGCGGCCGGGGAGCACUGUCGGGACGGGCGGGCCGGGGCGGCCGGGGAGCACUGUCGGGACGGGCAGGCCCGGGAGCAGUGCGGGCACGGGUGGGCCCGGGCGGCCGGGGAGCAGUGCAGGCACGGGUGGGCCCGCGCCGGGGAGCAGUGCGGGGACAGGACCUGCAAAAUCAGUCAAUUCAAGCAUGGGACCUGGGCGACCAGGCAGCGGCUCAGUUGCACCUCCAAAACCUAAGUGCACUGUUGUAUCAGAAACAAUUUCAUCUAAAAAUCUAGUCUCCAGACCAAGUAAUGCACAAAUGAAUGGAACGAGACCUCCUCCAGGACAUAGACCAGUGUUUCAUCCACAAGCUCUUCCAAGGCCUUCUCUUCCACCUAUAAGUUAUAAAAGACAAAUAGAAGAUGAUGAGGAAUAUGAUUCUGAAAUGGAUGAUUUCAUUGAUGACGAAGGGCAACCCCAGGAAGAAAUAUCAAAACAUAUUCGAGUAUUUGGCUAUGAUCGGAAUAAGUAUAAAGAUGAAAGUGAUUAUGCCUUACGUUACAUGGAGAGCAGCUGGAAAGAGCAACAGAAAGAGGAAGCCAGGAGUUUGAGACUUGGUGUCCAAGAGGACCUAGAAGAGCUGAGACGUGAAGAGGAGGAAUUGAAACGUAAGAGGCAGGCAAAGAAGCUGAGGACACAUUAACUGAUUUACAGUGGUUUUGUUCUGUUUUUCUACUAUCCUGGUCACCCCUUAGCCUCCAUAUUUCAGCUCCUUGUAUAGUACAACUUUAGUUUUUAUUUGCUUAUUGGUGAGCAAGAAAAUAUGUAAAGGGAGGAAAGGGCAUAGAAAAACAAGGCUUAAGUUUGGCCCUAAAUAUUUAUUUUUAAUACUUGCCAGGGUUAAUCUUUUACAAAAAGAAACUAAUGCAGAUUUUUGGAAUAAAAGCUAUUAAUGAAUGUUUCCAUUGACUAAAUUAGUUCAAAAUGCCAGCAGAAAUAUUGAUUAACUAUGCACUGGCUUGCAAGAUUUAUGUGGGCCCAUACACCAGUAAAUCAGACUUGCAUUCUUCAUUUGACAUGUGGGAAAAAAGAGAUGAAUGCCAUUUAUGUUCCUUAGUUAUUUUUGAGAGAUAAAAGUACUGCUUUGUGUCUUAAAUCUCCUGAGUUAGGAUCCCUCAAAAUAUUGAAAUAUCAUCUUCUGUUGAAAAUAGCUUGGUUGUAAAUUUCAGCCAUUGUUUAAAGCAAUAAAAUGAUGUUUUUCUGAUUUGAGAACCUUGUGUCUUAACAAAAAUAGUAAUUAAACAGAAGAACUUUCGAUUUCUAAAAAAAUGCUUGUCAUUCAUUAUACCUUGCAUUUAGCAGUGUGACUAAGAUUACAUUAGCGUUUUUAUGUCUGGAAUGUCAGUGCCAACCGAUUUCAGUAAAAAACAAAUAAUAAACCUUUUUCCUGGAAAGUAGGAAUUUGCAGCGUUUGUAUAUAACUAGUGCUUUUUGGGUCAAGCAAAUGCUAAGGAUUUUUUUCUGCCCUGUAAAUCUUAAAAUUGGUUUUACAGUUUCAUCUGUUUUUACAUAUUGAGUGUACAGUACACUUUUAUGUUUUUUCUUGCAUUAAAAAUCAGGUUUUUAAAAUAUGAAGCAGUUAUUUAUGCAAGCAGUUCCAAAGUCUGGAAGAGUACAUUAGAAUUAAGUUCUGUGAAAUACAGAAUUUUCAAAAAGAAAAGGAGGUUUUUUUUAUGAUCAAGCCAAGAUGCAUUUGCAAUUCCUCUGUGAUAUCAAAUAACUUUGCAGUUGUCAUCCUGAAUUUAACUAGUGAAUACUUCUGAUUUAAUUUUAGUGAACCAAAAAUUUAAAUGUAAUAUGUAUCAAGAGAGUUCUGCCCUCUAUUUUGAUGCCCAUAUUGCACAUUUAUUUCAAGCUAUGCACUACAAAGAUAAGUUUCCUCUCAGAAAAUAAGCAUGUAAACAAUACGCACAGGGUUCAUCUAAAUCUGCAGAGAUUGCACUCUGGGUUCACUGCCCUAAACUAAUGAUGCAUUACUUUUUAUCCCCCCAAGCUACCAUAGUGUGUGGUCUCAUCAAAGAGCCUGUAUCACUACUCUACUCUGUUUCAAGCAUUAGCUCUCCAUUAAUAGUACUUCUACCAUUAGAUACUUAAACUGUUACUAACCUCUAAUGCUAGAAGCAUUUGGCAAAGUGUUACAAGGUUAUUGGGGGUAAGUGGAAGAGACUGGCCAAGGAAUAAUGAGAGAGGGGGAAGAGAAAUUGCAUGCAAAAUGAGUAGAUACACAAGGAAGGAGGGAACUUAGCCUAUCAGAGAGCAUUUCAUGUCAUUGCUGCCUCCAGAAACAGCAAUUCUGUCAUCAAAGUGGAACGACCAAUAUUGGCAGCGGGUGACCUGACUCGUAAGGAAAAAGGGGGCAUUGUCCCUAUUAUUAACUGUUUUGGCAGUGGUGUAGCAUUCCAUCUUUUCAAUACAUUGCUAAAAUGAAUGAACCUUUUGAAUAGUUGUUACAGGUUUGUGUAGUAGUAAUUGACAGAGAUACCCAAAUGAAGGUCAUUACCAGUGCGCCUCUGUAUUUUUUUAAAAACUGUGUAUAUUGAAUAACAAAAACUGAUCCAUCUAUUGUACCUGCUCAAUAUACAUUUGAGAUGAUGCAAGAUACUGUAACCUAAUUGGUUGAUUAUUUACAUGUUAUUGUAUGUUUGCUCUGCUUAAUGGGACCAACUGAAUUGUUUGCUGUAGUUUCUAGAAUUAUCCACUCAAGACAAUGACUGAAUGUUGGGACCAUGACCAAGUUGCUGUUCAUUUUUUUUUAAACUGAAUUGAACCUCUAGAUCUUUGUCAGCCCAUCAAAGCUGAUCUUUGUCAGCUAAUUACUAUAUUAGCCCCAAACAAUAAUCUGAAUUGUUGAAAAAAACUUCGGAAAUAAAAAACGUAUUCACUGUUUGAUCCACUGACAUUUUCAAAGUGUAUAUUAGAAAAUGACACUUCUAAAAUAUUCAGUUUAGAGCUAAAUCUGUAUUACAGAUAAAAAUAGGUGAAAUAAAGCCCCGAUUAUCCUUUUUUUACUUAUGUACUUGGCAGAGAUAUGCUGUAAUUAACCACUAUUACAAGGUUAGUUCAACUCUUUAUAAUCUUGAAAGCACUGUGUUGUCAUUUGUCUUGUACAAUAUGACUGGAAUAUCAUCUCCAUUGCCGACCUUCCUCAAACACAGUACACCUUGUGCUGUGUUUGUUCCCUCAUAAAAUAAUAAUUUUUAAAUUUUUUUGAUAUUUCAUAUAGAAAUUUAAUUCAUCUUUGCAGUCAGGAAAUAUUUUCUCAUAGCUAGUAUGGAUUACUAAUGUUUCAAACUUUGUACAGGUACUAUAUUUAAUUAACAUGUCAUUGUACAUUUACUGCAUUCUUCCUGCUUGUAAAUCAGCUAGGAAAGUACUAAAAAAUUACUUUAUAUCCAAAAAUCUGUUUAUUCUUUACCAGAUAAUUAAUUUUAUUUUGUUAAUGUAGUCAAUAUCUGAUGACUCUUCAAAAGACUUUCAAGUAAAAAACAAACAACAACAAAAAACCACUGCCUAUUCCUGUUUAUAAGGAUUACAUGUUAAGCUAGUGACGUUCAUCAUAAUUAAACGUUAUUUUGGGUUUUAGAUUUUAAUUCAGCGUUUGAAGAUGUGCCUUUUUUUUACUAAAUUGGGUCUAAAAAAAUCUAUUCAUGAAUGUAGGAGUAUAAAAGUAUAGGUUAGUCUGUUUCUGCUAUCACGGAUGACAGAUCCUUUCAACUUGAUAGUCUGAAAUGAUUAGUUUUCAUAAAACCCUUCCAGGCUUCAACUGCACAAUUACAGUAGCUAUUUCUUUACCUGUAUUACUAAAAGAAAUUAAGGGCACUUUGUAUUAGACUUUUUGAAAAUGUUUUGUAUUUACAAUUCAGCUGUGCUUACACAUCACAGCGCUGUCCGGAGGUCAGGGUAGUGCAUAUCACAGGAAGCCUUAGUGUGCAAUUAUGUCCUGUGCUUUAAAGUAAAAAUCUUUCAAAGUAUAUGAAAUCUCCUCACUGGAGUCUGGAAUUAUUUUUGUGUAAACCCCAAAAUUGUGCAGGAAAACUUUUUUUUUUCAUUUUGAAACUUAAUUAGUAUCUGAAGCAUAUUUCCCAAUACAGCAGAAGACCAAAACAGAGAGAGAAAAUAUAUGGAGAGAGACUGGUGUUUAAAUUGUGAUGAAUAUACUUGACUUUUAUUUAUUCUGGUGAGUGUGAUGCAAUAUUGAAUUAUCAGUGUGUAACUGAAUGCUUUCUGUUUUAGCCUCUGAUUUUCUUUGGGGGUUUCAUUUGUGCACAAUGUCUUUUUACACAAUGUGACAAAUCAGGUAAAAACUUAUAUAGCUUAACAGUUUUCUGGGUGCUGGCAAGAAAGUGUAUACUUUUGCACAUGCAGAGUGCAGAUAAGUUUUGCAUAUGUAUAUAAUAAAUUACAGGUAUUAAACAUUUUAUUUAUA